Molecule: messenger RNA, 996 nt
Organism: Triticum aestivum (bread wheat)
Lineage: Eukaryota; Viridiplantae; Streptophyta; Magnoliopsida; Poales; Poaceae
Exons: 12
Coding region: 1-996 (331 amino acids)
Source: RefSeq, a predicted model, not a curated record
AUGAGGGGCGGCGGCGGCGGCAACUCGCAGGGCAGUUGCGGCGGCGGUGGCAGCGCAGGGAAGGGGUGGCAACACGCGGCGGCGCAGGGGGAAGGGGAGCGGAGCUCACUGGGGGGCGGCGGCGGCAGCGCGCAGGGGCAGGGGCAGCGGUUGCGGCGGCCAAAUUUUCUGCCUAGAAUUACGCUUGCAAAUAUAUGGGAGCCAACAAGCAGAGAAUCUUGUGACAAUAAUGUUUGGAAGAUAGUGAAAGCUUCUUUAGGCAUUCUAUUUGCCCAGUCUACUCUGCAGGAACCAGCAUUCGAAGAACUGAUCAUACUUUAUUCUGAUGAUUCUGCUCAAAGUAAUGAGAAGGAGAGCUCUGAGAGGCAGAUGCUGCCGCCACAGUUGAAAAUUUACGAGAAAAUACCCAUCCCAGAUCUGCCAGUGGUUUUUCCUCACAAAAAGCUGUCCUUCCGCAUCCUUGAUACAGUAAGGCUGGAUAUAGCUACAGUAAUAGGAUUGUUGGCAUAUGUUGUCAACUACAAAUUCGAGAGUUUAGCCUCAUCGCCGUCAGCUUUCCUUCUUGAUCUAGCUGCUUUUACUGCACUUGCAAUACUGGUGUUCCGUGUUACGCUGGGCUACAAACAGACCAGGGAUAGAUACCAGCUUCUUGUCAAUAAGACGCUCUAUGAGAAGACAUUAGCAAGAGGCUUUGGUUCAGUAUACUUUCUUGUAGAUGCUUCCGAGCAACAACAGUAUAAGGAAGCACUCUUGGCAUAUGCUAUGUUACUCGGCAGAAAUAAGUAUCAGGUGUCUUCUCGCGCAAGCAUCAGAGAUAUGUGCGAGCAGUUUAUGUAUGAGAAAUUUAAUGCGAAGAUUGAAAUGCCUAUCGACAAAGCUAUGGAGACGCUGCUGCGGUUGGGUCUGGUGGUCGAGCUGUCAACUAAUGGCAGCUCCUCCUCUGUAAUAGUCUGCUGGAACAUAAGACAUAACAAGGGUGACGAAACUACAGUGUAG